Molecule: messenger RNA, 2276 nt
Organism: Panicum hallii
Lineage: Eukaryota; Viridiplantae; Streptophyta; Magnoliopsida; Poales; Poaceae
Product: glucose-6-phosphate 1-dehydrogenase 2, chloroplastic-like
Exons: 10
Coding region: 250-2025 (591 amino acids)
Biological process (GO): pentose-phosphate shunt, oxidative branch; glucose metabolic process
Cellular component (GO): chloroplast stroma
Molecular function (GO): glucose-6-phosphate dehydrogenase activity; NADP binding
Source: RefSeq, a predicted model, not a curated record
CGUAUUUUUUAUUUGCGCACGGCGCACUCCGUCCCUGCCCCUGCCCGCGGCUGGCGGCUGCCCCUCGGCGAUCUCAAGAGGCCCCGUCGCCUCUGUUCCUCGGUCGCCUCGUUCCCCUCCGUCCUUCGAUACCCCCGAUAAAACCCCAGGCCGCCCCUUCUCCAGCUGGGUCAUCCCAUCCUCUCCACCCCCGACUUCGUCUCCUCCAAGGAAGGAAGCCAAGCGCGACCGACUGAGGAAGCCCAAUCCAUGGCGCUGUCCUGCAUGAGGUGCCCCGCGGGCGCUGCCGUCCGACGCGCCGCGGCGCCGCCGCCGUCCCCGACGGCCGCCGUCUCCUUCGCCAGAUGCGGCUUCGGGAGGUCAGCCGCCGGCGGCGGAUGUUGGCGCAUCCAGGCCAUCGCCCCGCAGGGAGUGAAAGCUCCCAUGGAUGCCAAUGUGAAGAAUGCAGUCACACCUACUACCCCACCAAAGGUGGAAAAUGGCUCCCCUUCAGAAAUCACUCUAGAUGAAUUUGAAGACUUGAGUGCUCUAUCCAAGAAUGAUGAUUCUACUGUUAGCAUAACUGUAGUUGGAGCAUCUGGUGACCUUGCCAAGAAGAAGAUAUUUCCUGCUCUUUUUGCUCUCUACUAUGAAGAUUGCCUUCCCAAGCAUUUCACCAUCUUUGGCUAUGCACGGAGCAAGAUGACAGAUGCUGAACUAAGGAACAUGGUCAGCAAAACACUGACUUGUAGAAUAGAUAAAAGGGAAAACUGUAGUGAGAAAAUGGAUGAAUUCCUCAAAAGAUGCUUCUAUCAUUCAGGCCAAUAUGAUUCAGAAGAGCAUUUCAUAGAUCUGGACAAGAAGUUAAAGCAACAUGAGGGUUCCAGAGUUUCUAACCGCCUUUUCUACUUGUCAAUACCUCCUAAUAUAUUCUUGGAUGUCGUAAAAUGUGCAAGCAAAUCAGCAUCUUCGGUGAAUGGUUGGACAAGGGUAAUUGUUGAGAAGCCCUUUGGCCGUGACUCAGAGUCUUCUGCUGCAUUAACAAGAGGUCUGAAGCAGUACCUUGUAGAGGACCAAAUUUUCAGGAUUGACCAUUACUUGGGAAAGGAACUGGUGGAGAAUUUAUCUGUCCUUCGCUUCUCAAAUCUUGUUUUUGAGCCUCUCUGGUCAAGGCAGUAUAUAAGAAAUGUGCAACUUAUAUUCUCAGAAGACUUCGGUACUGAAGGACGUGGAGGAUACUUUGAUAGCUACGGUAUUAUUCGAGACAUAAUGCAGAAUCAUCUCCUUCAGAUACUAGCCUUGUUUGCAAUGGAAACUCCUAUUAGUUUGGAAGCAGAGGAUAUACGAAAUGAGAAGGUUAAAGUUCUGCGUUCCAUGAAGCCGUUGCAAUUGGAAGAUGUGGUAAUAGGACAAUAUAAAAGCCACACAAAAGGUGGUACUACUUACCCUGGAUAUACUGAUGAUAAGACAGUGCCCAAGGAUAGUGUGACUCCGACAUUUGCUGCUGCUGCCCUUUUCAUAAAUAACGCUAGAUGGGAUGGAGUUCCCUUUCUUAUGAAAGCUGGGAAAGCUUUGCAUACAAAACGAGCUGAGAUUAGGGUACAGUUCCGUCAUGUUCCUGGAAAUCUCUACAAGGGGAGUUUUGGGACAGAUCUUGAUAGGGCCACAAAUGAGCUUGUGAUUCGUGUGCAACCGGAUGAAGCUAUCUACCUAAAGAUUAACAACAAGAUUCCCGGUCUUGGCAUGCGACUAGAUAGGAGUAACUUGAAUCUCCAUUAUGCAGCAAGGUACUCGAAAGAGAUACCGGAUGCUUAUGAGAGGCUCUUGCUUGACGCCAUUGAAGGAGAGCGCAGGCUUUUCAUCCGCUCAGAUGAGUUGGAUGCUGCAUGGUCUCUGUUCACACCCCUUCUAAAGGAGUUGGAAGAGAAGCGGAUUGCUCCGGAGCUCUACCCUUAUGGAAGCCGUGGACCUGUCGGCGCCCACUAUCUUGCUGCAAAGUAUAAUGUCAGAUGGGGUGACUUGAGCGCGGAGCAUUACAAGGCAUGAACAAAAUAUGACUUUCUUUGUGAUGCUUUUGUUCUAUUUCUGUAAGAUUGGACGCCCUGGUAGUGGGUUAGAUGCAAGAGAAAACAGAUGAGAAUAAGGCAGGCAGUUCACGAGGUUUGGAGGCAUGUAUCCGUUAUAUACUAUGAAUUGUUGGCAUAAUUACCAGCUGUCAAAAGUAUCUGGUUUCUCACAAGGAAUAACUGAAGAUCUGCUAAGCUGAUCUCAUAUUAUUCAGUGGUCAUUGAUGAAAA